AUGUCCUUCUCCGUGCCUCAGAAUACCCCUUCGUUUACAAGUACCGAGCGAGCAUAUGAAGACACAUAUUGGCGGCAGAAGCAUAGUAAUGGCCACACGACAGCCCGACCAUUGGCCGGAGUCACGUCGAAGAUCCACGAUAUUUUUGCCGAGAACAACGACCUCCCCAUGUACAAGGACAAGCCACAUUUCCCUUCCAGCCGGAGGAGGGGGCCGCUACAACCCAAGCGAGUUUGGGCCUUGUUUGGACUGGUGAUAUUCUUGUUCAUGUGGUGGACGGGUUGGUUACCGUGGAGUUCUCGCUCAGUGUAUGAUCCAGCUGCGCAUCAACACUCCUUCUUCCAUCAAGGGGAUUGGUCCGAACAGAGAGAGGCUGUGAAAGAGGUAUUCCAGACUUCAUGGGCCGGCUACGAGAAAUAUGCCUGGGGAAUGGACGAGUACCACCCUCUGAGUAGGAAAGGGAAAAACAUGGUGGAAGGCGGAAUGGGCUGGAUAAUUGUCGACGCCCUCGACACGGCUAUGAUAAUGAAUCUCACUUCCGAAGUGGCCAAAGCGAGAGAAUGGAUGUCCACAUCGCUGUCGUACACUGCCAAUCACGACGUCAGCACGUUUGAGACCACGAUUCGAAUGCUGGGGGGUUUGUUGUCGGCGUAUUACAUUUCCACCACCUUCCCGCAGCUGGCGCCUCAACGGGAUGAUGAUACAAACCAACCCGGGGAGGAUUUGUACAUUGAAAAAGCUACGGAUCUUGCAGAUCGUCUUCUUGGUGCAUACGACUCUCCAUCAGGCAUUCCCUAUGCGUCGGUCAACCUCAAUACUUCUCAAGGCAUCAUUUCGCACCUUGACGCAGGAGCUUCCUCCACCGCCGAGGCGGCCACCCUGCAACUUGAGAUGAAGUAUCUUUCGAAGAUUACCGGCGAACCGGUAUACUGGCAACGAGCAGAAAAUGUUCUCAAGGUCAUUGAUGCUCAUAUGCAGGAGGACGGCCUCGUCCCGAUCUUCGUCUAUCCAUCUACUGGAGAAUUCCGCGGCGAGAACAUCCGGCUCGGAUCUCGUGGCGACAGUUAUUACGAGUAUCUGAUCAAACAGUAUCUACAGACUGGCGGGGUGGAGGCUGUCUAUCUGGAUAUGUGGGAGGAAGCACUCGAAGGAAUCAAGAAGCAUCUGAUCACGUAUUCCAAGCAUGCAUCCUUGACCAUCCUAGCUGAGAGGCCAAAUGGACUUGGCAUGCCCCUGACGGCCAAGAUGGACCACCUGGUGUGCUUCAUGCCGGGAACAAUAGCGCUGGCGGUCACCGGAGGUCAGACAGUCGAGGAGGCAAAAGCCAGGCUGGGGAGCGGUUGGACCAAAACACAUGACGAAAAUCUCAAACUUGCGGAAGAACUGAUGAAGACCUGCUGGGGCAUGUACAAAGUUACCCCGACGGGCCUUGCUCCCGAGAUCGCAUACUUCCACACUGACACACCGCCGCGACAGUGGAAGGGUCAUCUUGACCCAGAAUGGUCACCUCCUGAAUCGAGUCCGCGUUUGGACGAUCUCGGCGCUGACUGGAGAUCCGACUAUGACAUCCACUCUAACGACGUGCAUAACCUCCAACGACCAGAGACAGUCGAGUCACUGUUGUAUAUGUACCGGAUCACCAAAGACCCCAAAUACCGACAAUGGGGAUGGGAAAUGUUUGAGGCAUUCCGAGAACACACCAAAGUCGUUGAUGAGGUCUCCGGCGUGAUCUACGCCUACACUUCCUUGGACACGGUCAUGGAGAAUCCUGUCAGGGAGCGCAAGAAACGCGACAAUAUGGAGAGCUUCUGGUUGGCGGAAACACUGAAGUACUUCUACCUGCUCUUCUCCGACGAGGACUUCUUCCCGCUUGACAGUGUCGUGUUCAAUACCGAGGCACAUCCACUCCCGAAAUUCGACAUCAGCGGAAGUAAGGUCUUCAAGACGGGUUGGGAGAGGAAGAAAGACGCCCCUUCAAAGAAACCCCUCGGAGAAGGUGGCGGCGCCGGGAGCCGAAACGAUGAUUUUGUCGAGUCAAAGGGGAUUCGUGUGGGAGACGGGGUCAGAUUCGACGAAGCCGGGACGCAAGUCGAGGCCCAUGGUCCAGAGGUAGCCGAAAACCAACUUCCCCUUUCCAGUCCGCAUGACCAUGAGCAUGAUGACACAAUCGAGCAUGGCCACAUUGAGGAAAGCGGCAAAGGAAUCCCGAGCUCGGAACAUUCAAGUCUCGAGAAUUUGAAGGAUAACCUAGCUAAACGGGCCGAGAGCUUAAACAAUCUUCAAGAAACCCACCCGGAGCAAUGA
Molecule: messenger RNA, 2304 nt
Organism: Capronia epimyces CBS 606.96
Lineage: Eukaryota; Fungi; Ascomycota; Eurotiomycetes; Chaetothyriales; Herpotrichiellaceae
Product: mannosyl-oligosaccharide alpha-1,2-mannosidase
Exons: 1
Coding region: 1-2304 (767 amino acids)
Biological process (GO): N-glycan processing; carbohydrate metabolic process
Cellular component (GO): endoplasmic reticulum; membrane
Molecular function (GO): calcium ion binding; mannosyl-oligosaccharide 1,2-alpha-mannosidase activity
Source: RefSeq, a predicted model, not a curated record